AUGAAAUCGGUUACCAAAUGGUUGAAAGGGUUCUGUGGUAACCACAUCCCAGAGGUAGCAGCGCUACGAGUGCCCUGCCCUGUUGACCCCUCCCAGUACGCUCCUCCCUCUUCACUCCCAUCCUGCACUCGUUCUCCUCCCCCCCUCCCUCUCCUCCCCUCUCUCUCCUCCUCCACACAUUAUCCUCCUCCUCACACUCUCCCCAUCCCCUCACUCUCCCCCUUUCCACACUCUCCCCUUCCCUCCCUCUCAUCCCGUCCCUUCCCUGCCGCAUUGCAUCGCACCUGCAUGAGCGUGCAAUCAGUGCCUUUUUCGGUCAUGCCUACCCUCAUUGACUGCAAUUGCAUUGCCCAAUGUCGUACUACCCGCACCAUACUGGCAUCGGAGGUCCAAUCACACGUUGCCAAGUGUCCAGCAGCCGUGCAGAGGGGGUUGACAGAAGGAGCAGCGUACUUCAAGGGCGGCCUCAAUGCAAGAGGGCCGCCACUAGCGCCUGUGCUUGGCGGCCAGGGCACGGCUGCAUCCGCCUCUGCAGGCGUGCGAGUGCAAUCAGCAGCAGCGAGCAGGAGGCAGAUGGUGGCGGCGUUGGGGGAAGGAGAGUGGCGGCGCCUGCUGCACCUGCUGGGGGAGGCACACGCCGUGGCGUUUGGGGGGCACGGUGGCUUGCGUCUCCCUCCCCUGGCCGCCCUGGGAGAAGCCGAGGCUGCAGGCACGGUUGCUAGUGCGCAGGCAGCAGCAGCAGGGGCAGUACAACCACCGCCACCAGCAGCUGAAACAGGAGCAGCAGGAGCAGCAGCAGCAGGAGGAGCAACAGCAGCAGCAGCAUCGGCACCAGCAGCAGGAGCAGCGCCAAUGUUCACUCUGCAGCAGUCGGUGCUGUGGCUUCUUGCAUGCGAUGCAUGGGAGCAGACUGCUAGAGACAUAGGGGGGUGA
Messenger RNA from Closterium sp. Naga37s-1, 933 nucleotides. NCBI's taxonomy places the organism in Eukaryota, Viridiplantae, Streptophyta, Zygnematophyceae, Desmidiales, Closteriaceae. The record is from the annotation of a GenBank genome assembly.